UUGGCAAGCUGAGUUCCACGCGUGCUGAGAGGGAAGACAAAAACAGAAGAAGUAAAGAUUGAAACUGUAUGUGGUGGUGGUGCAGGCAGUGGAAGGAGAGAAAUAGGAGGGGAAAACAGUUGAGGUGGACAACUUGAGAGGAGAGUUAUCAUUAGUCACACCUCUGAGCUCAAGAAUAGACAGUUAACAACCGAACUAAGAGGAGAGAAGGAGGUGACUGAAACAUCUGAUCUAAAGGAGCCGAAUUUGUCCUGAAGAAAAAACUAAAGUUGAGGACCACCUCAAGAUCUCCAGAUUUCUACAUAUUCUACUGAAGACGUUUCCAUCAUCCUGCUGUCUAAACUGGAGUAUGCGCUGCCAUCCCUGUCACCCCUGCCGCUGAUCCAGGUGGUCAGCAUGAUCUCCCACUACCCUCUGGCCACUCUCACGCCUUGGCCUGCGGGUCCCCACCACUACUAUCCCGACCUGGACUGCACCUUGCUGCUGGAGGGGGAAGGAGGAGUCGCCCUGCAGCGGUAUCAGCCCCGGUACCCAGAGAGCAGCCCACGACACUGGAGCUCUGUGCAGGACUGGGGGGAGGAAGUCGAGGACGGAGCCAUCUACAAUGUGACACUGAAGAGGGUUCAGAUUCAGCAGGCAGCCAACAAGGGAGCAAGAUGGCUGGGGGCGGAGGGGGAUCGUCUGCCUCCUGGCCACACAGUGAGCCAGCUGGAGACCUGCAAAAUCCGCAGUAUCCGGGCUGGAACACUGGAGCGUCUGGUGGAGACGUUAUUGACGGCAUUUGGAGACAACGACCUCACCUACACCUCCAUCUUCCUGUCCACCUACAGAGCCUUCACCAGCACACGGACUGUACUGCAGCUACUGCUAGACAGUUAUGGAUGCAUGGAGGAAAAUGAACAAGACACAGACAGAUGUCAAGGCUCUGAAACCAAUGGGGCCAUCAGAAAUGCUUUGGCCUCCAUCCUGCGUGCCUGGCUGGACCAGUGUCCCGAAGACUUCCAGGAGCCUCCUGACUACCCCUCUCUCCACAGGCUGAUGGACUACCUGCGCAAGGCCCUGCCCUGUUCGGAGGCUCUUAGACGGGCAGAGGGUCUGCUGGAGCAGCUACAGAGUCAGGCCAGCAUGGAUGACACUGAUGCUGGUUUCCAUGGCAACAGCUCUUUCUGCCUGGGGGAAGAGGAAGAAGUGGAGAUUGAGGUCCAGGAGGACUUCCUGUCGUUUGACGCAGACCUGGUGGCUGAGCAGCUGACCUACAUGGAUGCGCUGCUGUUCAAAAAGGUUGUACCCCAUCACUGCUUGGGCUCUAUCUGGUCUCAGAGGGAUAAGAAGCACAACAAGCACAGUGCCCCCACCAUCCGUGCCACCAUUACUCAGUUCAAUGCCGUGGCGGCCUGUGUGGUCAGCACGGUGCUGAAACACAAGCAGAUCAGACCGCACGUCAGAGCAAGGGUGAUCCAGCGCUGGAUCGACAUCGCUCAGGAGUGUCGCAUACGCAAAAACUUCUCGUCUCUGCGAGCCAUUGUGUCUGCACUGCAGUCCAAUCCUCUGUACAGGCUGAAAAGAGCAUGGGCCUGUGUGCACAAAGACAGCAUGCAGACGUUUGAGGAACUGUCAGACAUUUUCUCGGACCAUAACAACUACCUGACCAGCAGAGAGCUACUCAUGAGGGAAGGCACUUCAAAGUUUGCCAGUUUGGAGAGUUGUGCCAAGGAGCACCAGAAACGCACCCACAAGAGACUGCAGCUGCAGAGGGAAAUGGGAGCAAUGCAAGGAACAAUACCAUACUUGGGAACUUUUCUUACUGACCUAACCAUGUUGGAUACAGCCCUGCCUGACCAAGUAGAGGGUGGUCUGAUCAACUUUGAGAAGAGACGCAGGGAGUUCGAGGUGAUAGCUCAGAUCAAACUGCUUCAAUCGGCCUGUAACAGCUACUGUCUGACUCCAGAACCAACUUUCCUCCGCUGGUUUAAGAGCCAGCCUCAGCUCAGUGAGGAGGAGAGCUACGCCUUGUCCUGUGAGAUUGAAGGUCUUGGUGACAGCAGUCCAACUUCACCCAAACCCCGAAAAAGCAUGGUGAAGCGACUCAGCCUGCUGUUUCUUGGAUCAGACAAUAAUGCAGCCAGUUCUCCGGUCAGAGAGACGCCACGAUCGCCUCCAACUGGCAGCUCAGGGGAGAGCAUGGACUCUGUCAGUGUGUCCUCCAGUGACUCCAGCAGCCCGUCAGACAGCGAAGGACUUGCCCCCCCCACUCACACCUCUGACUCCCAGCAAAACAAGCUAUCGGAAUCCUCCUCUUGUAAUUCACUCCACUCCAUGGACACCAGCUCAUCGACAGCCAGUGUUACCAUGACUCCUGCAUCCCCCUCCCUCCCUGGGCACACCUGCACUCACAGACGCUCCGUCUCCCUCACUCCCCUGUCCCCUAGUUCCCCUAGCCAGACCCCAGCUUAUAACACCCAGGCCCAGGACACUUGCAUCAUACGAGUCAGUCUGGAGAACGGCAAUGGGAAUCUCUACAAGAGCAUACUAUUGACCAAUCAAGACAAGACUCCGGCUGUAAUUUCUAGAGCCAUGGCAAAGCACAACCUGGAGGUGGAGCCGGAGGAGGGAUACGAGCUGGUACAAGUCAUCUCUGAGGAGAGAGAGCUGGUGAUCCCAGACAACGCCAACGUCUUUUACGCCAUGAACACCUCGGCUAACUUUGACUUCCUGCUGCGGGUGCGCGGCUCAGCGGGUCGGCCAGUCCAGCUGCGAAGCCGGUGUAGUUCCACACUCCCUCGGACCCAGCACCGCUCGAGCCUCUCGCUUCGACUCAGCAAGGUCACACUGUGACUGGACUGUUACGACCCAGAAGUUUGCCCUUACGCCACGAACCAAGGACAAUGCAGGGCAUGAACUGGAUAUUAAGUGUUGGGUUUUAGGUGCAGAGGCUGGAUGGAUAAAUGGACUCGAGGAAGCUCUGGAGGAUCACUGGAUUCGAGAAGGAGCCGAUGGACCCGGAUGAGCUCUAAGACAUUUGAGUCUCUUCCCGAACGGUGCCAUCCCUUCGCCCAGCCUUAAUAUGGAACAUGGAUGUGUAGCGUGACUGCUGUGCCAGUGGGACUAAACUUUUGACUAGUGAUGCCUGUGACAGAGUGAUACAGCGACCCGAAGUGGCCUCCGCUCAUUACGACAGGUUUUUGCACACAUUGUGGGAGCAGCCAAACUCCUGACCUCCGACAGUAUUCUGAAAUUGAAACAAACUUCUUUUCGUCCUGUGAUGUCUGCGUAGCUGAAUAAUAACUUUUCUUGUAAUAGAAGAGUGAUGAAUGCAGAAAUAGAAGAUGGAUGGUGGGGUAGAAGGGGAGGUGGGCUGAGUUUCCAGUCCUUUUGCCUUUAUUGAUGAGUGAAUGGACCUCUGACAGUAAUCUGAAUGAUAUUGAUGAAACUGAUUGACAGGAGCUGUGAUGUCAUUAAUUUCCCUAGUUGGGCAUGUUUAUCUGCCAUGUCCGCCUUGUGCACAGUGUGCACAGUGUGUUUGUAUGUGUUCAGCCCCUCUUAUGUUGUGAGCUGUGUGAUGAAUGCAGUGUUACGUGCAUUCUGAUUGGUUCCAGUACUUGGUUUUAGCAAGUCCCCGGCAAAUGUUGAAAUGGCCUUACCUGCCCUAUCUUUAGGGUGUAGAGAUGCAAUUUGUGCUGCUUUCUUUGUGCUUGUAUGAAAAAAAGAAGGUGGGAGGUGUACAACAACGGGAGAAGAAAGGAGAGAAGUGUCUUACUGAAAUGGAAAGCACCGUGCACAUUGUCUCAAACUGAUGCAUACUUGUACCUCUUUGCCCUUCAGCAUCUGAACUAUAGAGUUGCACUUGUCAGUUGGUAGGAGAUGCCAAUGGGAUGUGAAUACAGAAGAAUGAGUGAGCCACUCUGUUAGUGGUUUACUCCCUCUUCAGAAAAUGAAUUACUAUUUUUGUUUGUAAUUGUUGCUUUAUAUAUAUGUAUAUAUUUAUAUAUACAUAUAUAUUGUAACACAAUUCAGGCCAGAAAAGUAAGCCAGAUUGGAGAGUGAUAGAAGGUUUUGAAAGUAAAUGUUAAAAGUAAAUUCAGAAAGUGUCAUAUUUUAGCCAGCGCUAAUUUUACUGUGAUACAUUUGUAAAUCUUUAACUGAGGGACUCUUUACCUCAUUAUACUCACUGAAGCCAAACACCUCUUCACACAGUAAACAUCCAUCUGUUUUUCUCACAGGCACACUCCUCAUUCCCAGCACAGCUGUAGUUUCACAGCAGCAUUACCAACACUUCAUCACCCUUCCGCGUUAUAGUAACACAUUUGCAGAUCAACAUUCACAGUGUAAUAUUUUCCCUUUCAGUUGCUCUCCACAGGUCCUACAGUGUCAUUCUAUUGUGCCAUGACUACAUGUUAGUGCAGCUAGUUAAUGUUCCUUGGCUAAUAGGACGGGGAACUGGUUCACUAUUGGACUUAUGUUAACGGCCCUGUUGGUCCCUGCAGCACUUCAUUUGAAAAUAUUCUCAUUAAAAUGCCCUCAGUUCCUGUGUUCUUCACUGCCAAAGACUCUUCUUCUAC
Molecule: messenger RNA, 4559 nt
Organism: Xiphias gladius (swordfish)
Lineage: Eukaryota; Metazoa; Chordata; Actinopteri; Istiophoriformes; Xiphiidae
Gene: rgl1
Product: ral guanine nucleotide dissociation stimulator-like 1
Exons: 18
Coding region: 397-2835 (812 amino acids)
Biological process (GO): positive regulation of GTPase activity; Ras protein signal transduction
Cellular component (GO): plasma membrane
Molecular function (GO): guanyl-nucleotide exchange factor activity
Source: RefSeq, a predicted model, not a curated record